Messenger RNA from Thermothielavioides terrestris NRRL 8126, 1465 nucleotides. RefSeq lists its product as uncharacterized. Gene Ontology annotation, molecular function: fatty-acyl-CoA binding. The coding region runs from base 333 to 1292 and encodes 319 amino acids. NCBI's taxonomy places the organism in Eukaryota, Fungi, Ascomycota, Sordariomycetes, Sordariales, Chaetomiaceae. Gene Ontology annotation, biological process: fatty acid metabolic process. The record is from RefSeq and is a predicted model, not a curated record. The transcript is spliced from 2 exons.
CGACAUUCAAGCUGCGAGACAUGACGCGACGAACGGGUCCUCUGCCGAGAUGAACCCCACGAGCAACGGUGAAUGCUGGCUGCUCCCUCUCCCGUUUGCUACGUUCCCGAGGCUUUGGGCCACAGCGCCGUUCUCUUGUUUGUUUCAGAGCGUGUCACCGCAGCCGAGCAUUUUAUCUGCCUCUUCAAUUCCCGCCCUUGAAGAGAGCACCACUCCCGAUAGCGCGCUGGCAGCAGCACCGAGCUUGCCGAAUAAACGCGUUGGUCGAUUUGUGCCUUGUCUUCAAACCAGCAGUUUGGUGGUGCCGAAGCGAGACGAAGAAUUGAACCAUCAUGUCGGAUUCAAUUGACCGAGUCUUCGUCCAUGCCCUCAACACCGUCAAAAAGAUCCCCAAGACCGGGGCCGCCCGGCCGCCGCCCUCGGAUCGCAUGCGCCUCUAUGGGCUGUACAAGCAGGCCAUGGAGGGCGACGUCGACGCCGUGAUGGAACGGCCCUCGGCUGCCUCGACGGCCGGCGCAGGCAGCAGCAGCAGCAGCAGCGAAGACAUCGUGCGCGAGCAGGACAAGUGGGACGCGUGGAAUGCGCAGAAGGGGCUGAGCCGCACCGAGGCGAAGCGCCGCUACGUCGAAGCGCUGAUCGAGACCAUGCACAAGUACGCCAACACGCCCAACGCCCUCGAGCUCGUCGCCGAGCUGGAGUUCGUCUGGAACCAGGUCAAGAGCAACAGCGCCAGCUCGGUGGGGUCGUCAUCAGGGCACAGUGGCGCCGCGGCGGCAGAGCAGCAGCGGGACCGCGGCGGGAGCGGGAGCGGGAGCGGGAGCGGGGGCGGAGUCAUUGCGAGCCCGGUAGUGCGCCGCUUCCAGUCGCCGCUGAGCGGCACCGAUGGGCCCAUGAAGGUGCUCAGCCCGAUGAGCGAGGAGGACGAGUCGGAGCGGCGGCUGGCCGAGCUGGCGGACCAGGCCGAGGAGGGCCCGGGCGAGUACGCGAGGCGGAACGACAAACGCUCCAAGCGGAUGGAGCGGGCGAUCGUCAGGCUGUCGGCCGAGGUUGCAGCGCUGCGCGAGCAGAUCGCUACCGGCCGCGAGUGGCGGUCUCGCAGGCAACGGCGCGUCUCCGAGUGGAUCUGGUGGUUCUUCUGGGCGGCCACGAAGCACUUCAUGAUCGACAUCAUGAUUUUGCUUCUGCUGCUUCUCUGGAUGCGCAUUAGGAGGGAUAGGCGGUUGGAAGACCACGUGCGGGGGAUUUUGAGACUUGCGCGGGAGUACAUACGAAAUGUCUUGCCGGCUCGGUGAGGCUCUUGUGUGCGCAACGUUGGUUUGUUCCGCCAUGGGAAGACCAACGCGCAUGAGAGACCUCCACACCCCUCAGCAAUGCAUGACGCAACCUGCCUGAACGAGGGUACCUCUUAAGCUCCCAACCAUCACCGGAUACCACUCGGACACGUUCACUCGCGCCCGACUUGCAC